UGUAUUUUCUGAACGCAAUCAUAUUUUGACAUUGUAGCUCUCCGAUUGAAAAAGUAGAUAGUUGAAUGUUACUUGAUGUUACUAUUGUGUCAAACGAUACAGUCUAACAACGUGCGUAAAAUGUGAAAAAUAGUAGAGAAAUUUACGACAAUGAGUAAGGAACCACAAAUUUCUUCGCACGAAAUGGCGCAAUAUCGCCAGCGGUUAAUGAACCAGAAGGAAUUUUUAACCGACAUACUAUCUAAAAUUGAUAAACAAAUACUUGCCUUACAGGUUGAACGAUUACAUUUGAAAAAUACUCUACUUGGAUCAGAGUAUUCGAGACGAGAAAUACUGCCAGAUUCAGCAACAAGAAACAAUUUUGUGAAAACUGAGCUGAUAACAGACGAGCCAAAAAAUCUAACAGAAGAGUUAGAUUUAUCUGUAGAACCAACCUUCAGUAAAUUUGAAGAAGAAACGGAAGAUGACUUUUUGAUCUAAUAUCCUAAAUGCUAAAAAUUUGGAUUUAUUAUUGGAAUUAUGCUAUGUUAAUGCUAUAAAAAGAGAGAGAAUUCAGAUCCUUAUGCAAUUUAAAUGUAUAUUUUGUAAUAAAAUGCACUAUGAUAUAUAUUA
Molecule: messenger RNA, 612 nt
Organism: Monomorium pharaonis (pharaoh ant)
Lineage: Eukaryota; Metazoa; Arthropoda; Insecta; Hymenoptera; Formicidae
Exons: 2
Coding region: 151-480 (109 amino acids)
Biological process (GO): transcription by RNA polymerase II; transcription initiation at RNA polymerase III promoter
Cellular component (GO): nucleus
Source: RefSeq, a predicted model, not a curated record